Messenger RNA from Anoplopoma fimbria (sablefish), 2654 nucleotides. Its product is annotated as G1/S-specific cyclin-D1-like. NCBI's taxonomy places the organism in Eukaryota, Metazoa, Chordata, Actinopteri, Perciformes, Anoplopomatidae. The transcript is spliced from 5 exons. Gene Ontology annotation, cellular component: cyclin-dependent protein kinase holoenzyme complex; nucleus; cytoplasm. The record is from RefSeq and is a predicted model, not a curated record. Gene Ontology annotation, molecular function: cyclin-dependent protein serine/threonine kinase regulator activity. The coding region runs from base 428 to 1318 and encodes 296 amino acids. Gene Ontology annotation, biological process: regulation of cyclin-dependent protein serine/threonine kinase activity; positive regulation of G1/S transition of mitotic cell cycle; mitotic cell cycle phase transition.
GUCGUCGUUUUUAUGCAAAUCGCCUCGACGCGGUCCAACAAUAAAGCGGCGCAGCAGGUAAACUCGUUCCACAUGGCCGGUGGGAAGAGCGCUGUACCACCGUACCGUCCCGUACUUCUGUCCUGUGCAACAAAAGAAAGUAACUUAAAGCCCGACGGGAAAGGAAUAAACUGAGACGACGGAGACAAAUAACGAACCAUUGUAUUGACUUCAUAAAGAUCAAACAGCUGUUCCAACCUGUAACUAAAGUUGGUUUACUUCUCCCACGAGUUAAAAGGCCAGUUGUGAGGGGUUUUCUAUGCAAAAUGUGGAGCGGCUAACAACUAGUUGCUAUUUGCUAAGUAUAAGCUAGUUUGUAAGGUUUGUCAUCACAGUGACACAAAGGAAAUAGCCAGAAAACAGACACAAAGUGCUACCGGCAGGCUAAAUGGAUCGCCGGUUGUUCUGCUGCGAGGGGGACAGGCCGGCCAUCCGGAGGGCCUACCGGGACUCCAACCUGUUGAACGACCGGGUCCUGCACGCGUUGUUGCGGGCAGAGGACAAGUACCUCCCCGCGUCCAACUACUUCAAAUGCGUCCAGAGAGAAAUAGCUCCGUACAUGAGGAGAAUAGUGGCUACCUGGAUGUUGGAGGUGUGCGAGGAGCAGAGGUGCGAGGAGGAGGUCUUCCCCCUGGCCAUGAACUACAUGGACCGCUUCCUGUCCGUGGAGCCCACCAAGAAGAGCCACCUGCAGAUACUGGGAGCCGCCUGCAUGUUCCUGGCGUCCAAGCUAAAGGAGACGAUCCCGCUCACCGCAGAGAAGCUCUGCAUCUACACGGACAACUCCGUCGCACCCGCCCAGCUGCUGCAAAUGGAGCUGCUGGUUUUGAAAAAGCUGAAGUGGGACCUGGCCUCGGUGACCCCCCUCGACUUCAUCGACCACUUUCUGUCCCAGCUGCCUGUCAGGGAAGAGAACAGGCCCAUACUCAGGAAGCACGCUCAGACCUUCGUGGCUCUUUGUGCCACAGAUGUGAAAUUUAUCGCCAGCCCUCCGUCCAUGGUAGCAGCAGGUAGCAUGGCGGCAGCAGUGGAGGGCCUGCAGACCAGAAUGGCGGAUAAUGCCGUGAUGUCUCAGAAACUGACGGAGCAGCUGGCGCAGACCAUCCGAAGCGACCCGGACUGUCUCCGAGCGUGUCAGGAACAAAUCGAGUCGCUACUGGAAACCAGUCUCCGACAGGCACAACAGCCGCAACACCGGGUUUUCAUUUCAAGUAAGGGCAUCUGCGAGGGGCAGGACCUCUCAACUACACCCACAGAUGUCCGGGAUGUCAACCUCUGAUUGAGUGCAGAAGGUUGUACGGACAAAUUUGGUGGGUGGUCUGUUGACAAUUAAACACACGUGGCUGUGUUUUUUUACACGGUGUGCUGCGUAAUUUGGAGCGCUCGCAUGUAGCUGGACUCAGCAGUAUCAGAAACUGUUCAUAUGAAGUCCAGGGUGGACUGUGGCAGGGACCAGAAGUAACCGGCGAGUCCACGACAUUGACAACCUUAAGACUGGCAUUCAGCCGACACAGAAGACUGGCUGAAAGAGUAAUAGUCUGUUAAGUGUGGCCUCCUACCCGUGGGUAACGGGUAAGAACCAACUAGGGUUGUUUUUCGGGGGCCUAGAAGACCUGUCUGAACCCACGCCACUGAGAAUGAAGCUACUUGGUGUGUUUCAACGUUCUUGGCCAAUAUUUAUCAAAGAACUGCACGUAUAAAUGUAAAAUUACUCAUUUGCUAAAGUGGAGAUUUAUCAAGUGACCCAUUUUUACUGAAGUGUUUGAGCACGCUUAAAGAGCAUCACAUUAAAUGGAAACAAAAUGUGGUGUAACAUCCAUUUAAAUGUGCAUUUGGACAUAACAGAUUAAUGAAUAGCAGCUGUUUAAGACUAUUUAUGUUUUCCCUUGCAUGACAUGUUAAACCUAUACUGUAUUCUACAGUUAUCUUUUUGUCGUAUAAGAGUUGUGCCCUUAGCUGAUCUAAGAGACCUUUUUUGAUUUAAGCAUUAAAUCAUAAUCUGAAAUAAUAGCUUGUAUUCCUAAAUGUUUCAUUGAUCUUUUACUUUUAGCAGUUUGAUACUACAUGUAAAGAAAUGAGUCGAUUAACCAUCCUGUAAUGGAAAACCAAAUGGUAAAAAAGAACACAAUGACAAAAAAUAACUGCAAGAUUUUUUACAGUAUGAACUGUAAUGUUAUGCUUCGGGACAUGAUGGGCAACAGGCAAAAAAAAGAUCAAUGGUAUCCACAUAACAUCAUCUGGCACAAAAGUGAAAGGUUUUUGUAAAUUGCCAAAGUGAAACUGAACUGUUCUAAUGGGAUGCAAUGUACUGCAAAUGUUACACCACUAGAGGGCAGUCGGGUAUUUGGGAUGCAGUAGCCACCAAACGGCUUUCUCAGUUGUUUCUUUUUUUUUUUGGGUUGACAAUGGAUCAAAUGAGCAUCCAACUACAAUAUUGACUGAUCAAGAGCCAGGACCUCUGACAUGAAUAACCAUUGGGCUCCUGUCAACACGUCACGUUACGUUCACUUUUCCACCUCGAGGAAAAAGUAGAAAAACGCAAUGCUAUUUCCUAUCUUUAUCAGUGUGUUUUUGUCUCUGGUUAAAAAAAAAAAAAACAUACUUUAAACCAAUUU